AUGAUGGGAUAUGGGGGUCAUUCAUUUCACCAGCAACGGCAAGCUCAGCAGAAUGCCCAUCCUCAGCAACAGCAACAUCUCCAGUCCCCGUCGAUGGGGGCCGCUGCUGCGGCUGCGGCUGCCACGCAUCAACACCAUAACAGUGGUAUCGCUGGGAACAAUUCCCUUCUGCGCGGUCAACAGCAACCCGAUUUGGCAGCUCAUUCUCCAGAUCUUCGCAAGAUGACUCCGUCGUCAUCGGCGCCGCUAGUGGGAAUUCCCACGGCCGGCAAUUUCGCUUCCUUCCCUGGCCAUUUCACGCCCCAGGGUUCAUCCGAUCUGCUGUCUCGAGGUGCCGAAUCUGUGAGUCAAUUAAAAGACCCGUAUCUCUCGCUGCAGAGCUUGCAGAGGAAUAUGAAUCCCAUGGCUAGUUUUCGCGGGCACCCCGCGGCGGCCAUGAACGCCCAGGCAGCCAUGUCGCCGCACGCGCAUGCCAUGGGUCUGUCGUCGCCGCAGCAGUCGAUGGACCGCAUGCAACAUGCGCAGUAUCAACACCGGCAGACAACGCAUGCCCACCCGGCGCAAACUCCCACGACGGCGUCGCCCAUGUUGGCCGCGGCCCAGCCCCAGCAGCAGCAUCAGUACCAACAGCAACAGCCGCAGUACCAGUCAGCACAACAGCAGGCACAGUAUCAAGCAACGCAACAGGCUCAAUAUCAACCGCAGCAGCAAGCACAGUAUCAGCAAGCUCAGCAGUCUCCCUACCAACAGGCUCAGGCCCAGCCUCAGUAUCAAGCACAAGCGCAGCAGUCGCCUUACCAGCAGCAAGUGCAGCAAACUUUCCAACAACAGCAAGCUCAACAGGCACAACAGGCCCAGCAACAAGCGCAACAGCAAGCACAGCAGUCCUAUCAGCAGCAUGCUCGGUACCAAUCGCAGCAGGCCCAGCGCUCGCCAUAUCAAUCACAGGCCCAGCAGCACCCGUUCCAACAAGCUUAUCAGCAGCGCCAAUAUCAGCCGCAGCAACAAGCACAGUAUGCGCAACAAGCGCAACAACACCAGCAACGGCCACCGCAGUCGACAACGCCGUCAACCAUAGGGGGAAGUGCAGAACUCUCAGUCCAAGAGCCAGAGGCGGAAGAGACUAAAACUAAGCGACGUCCGAAGCAAACCAAAGCGACUGUAUCUCCUGCGAUAUCAGCGAAACAAGUGAAUGGUCAACCGCCGGCGGUAUACGCCACAGACGCUCAGACUCAGGCUCAUGCUCAGACUCAGGCUCAUGCCCAGGCUCAAGCUCAAGCACAGGCCCAGGCCCAAGCGCAGGCCAAGGCUCAAGCACAAGCACAAGCACAGGCUCAGGCUAAGGCACAAGCUCAGGCUCAAGCGCAAGCUCAGGCUCAAGCUCAUGCACAAGCUCAGGCUCAAGCUCAUGCUCAGGCCCAGCAACAGCAACAGCAACAGCAACAGCAACAGCAACAGCAACAGCAGGCCCAGCAAACCCCGGGGCAACCUCAAGCUCCAACACAGGACAAGCCCGCGUCGGCAGACAAUACCGGGACUCCUAAAAAACGAGGUCGCCCGCGGAAAUCCUUAGCCCCAGGAGAAGAAGGCAAGACACCGAAGCCUAGAAAGACUCCAUCCAAAGCAGCGGCAGCCGCCGCCGCCGCGGCGCAAGGCAACAAUGCGACACCUACCUCGGCUGCCAAAGCUACAGCUACAGCGCCGGCCAUAGCUCCAGGAGUACAAGCACAGGUCCAGGCACCCCCUCCCGCCGCGCCUGGCACCACGCUUAAUGCAGACGGCACCAUACUGAAGCCGAAGCGCAAGCGAAAGCGCAAGGCCAGCAACCUCCAACACCAGGCCAGGGUCAACCCCAACCUCAAGCACAGCUACAACAGGCCCAGGGCCACGUUCAACAUCAUCAACACCAACAUCAGCCACAGUCACAACCGCAACCGCAACCACAACCACAACCGCAAACUCAGGCAAAGGCUCAACCUCAUUUGCACGCUCAACCACAAAUGCAGGUGCAACCACAGAUACCAACCCAAAAUCAGAUGCAAGCUCAGCCUCCGAUCCAAGCCCAAUCAACAAUGCAGGUUCAGCCCCAAUUGCACGCCCACCACCACCAGCUCCAGAUGGCCCAUCAGCAUCACCCGCAGCACCAUCCGCAUCCACAGCAGCAUCAACAGCAUCCCCUUUCACAUGUGCAUCAGCACCAGCAUCCCCAAGCUCAGCAUGCACAGCACGCACAGCACGUGCAACAUGCGCACCAGCACCCGCAUGCGCAAGCGGAUGCAAUGGCCCUAA
This is a messenger RNA of Aspergillus pseudonomiae, 2289 nucleotides long. RefSeq lists its product as uncharacterized. Lineage: Eukaryota; Fungi; Ascomycota; Eurotiomycetes; Eurotiales; Aspergillaceae. The record is from RefSeq and is a predicted model, not a curated record. The transcript is spliced from 2 exons. Bases 1 to 2289 code for a protein of 762 amino acids.